Messenger RNA from Talaromyces atroroseus, 1701 nucleotides. RefSeq lists its product as hypothetical. The record is from RefSeq and is a predicted model, not a curated record. Gene Ontology annotation, molecular function: FAD binding; oxidoreductase activity. Lineage: Eukaryota; Fungi; Ascomycota; Eurotiomycetes; Eurotiales; Trichocomaceae. The coding region runs from base 1 to 1701 and encodes 566 amino acids. The transcript is spliced from 3 exons.
AUGAUGCUUGCAAGCCACGUGGUUGCGCUCAGUGCUAUCCUCUUGCCGGCGCUUGCAUCGUGCAGUCUCGACUGCUACUGUCUGCCCGGAGAUAGCUGCUGGCCCUCAGCAUCAGCAUGGGAUCAGCUCAACACCACUGUCGGCGGCCGUCUUGUCGCAACUGUUCCCAUUGGAACACCUUGCCAUGACCCUACCUUGGAUGAGGCGGCGUGUGCAACUUUGCGGUCCAACUGGUACCUGCCGGAAACCCACUUCGUGUCUUCUUCGUCGGUGAUGCAACCCUACUUUGCGAAUCAGAGCUGUGACCCAUUCACUCCGGAAUCUCAACCAUGCCUCCUUGGCAACUAUGUGAGCUAUGCUGUCAAUGUAUCAUCCAGUGAUGAUGUGAUUGCAGCCAUACAGUUUGCCCAGUCCAACAACAUCCGUUUUGUCAUUCGCAACACGGGCCAUGACUACUUUGGACGCUCGACGGGUGCCGGAGCCCUUUCAGUCUGGACUCAUUCUUUGAACGAUAUCCAAUACCUUGACUGGGCCGAUUCAUCAUACACCGGUCCAGCAUUUAAACUUGGAAGUGGCGUCCUCGGAUACGAGGUACUUGAUGCAGCUUCCGCAAAGCAGCUUGUCGUCGUUGGCGGAGAAUGCCCGACAGUUGGCCUAGCUGGCGGUUAUACCCAGGGCGGAGGGCACUCGGCCUUGAGCACGGCCUUUGGCUUGGGCGCUGAUCAAACACUCGAGUUUGAGGUAGUUACUGCUGCCGGUGAACUUGUCACAGCCUCGCGAACCGAGAACACCGACCUUUACUGGGCUCUGAGCGGUGGCGGUGCUGGGAACUGGGGCGUUGUGGUGUCUCUCACCGUAAAAGCUCACCCGGAUUCCACUGUAUCCGGCGCUGCCCUCGAAUUCCUUGCUGCCAACACGACAGCUGAUCUAUUUUAUGAGGCCGUGAAUCACUUCCAUUCUCUUUUGCCCAGCAUGAUUGAUGCAGGCGCCACGGUUAUCUAUGAAAUGAAUUCGGAGGCUUUCAUUAUCCAUCCAGUUACUGCCUAUAAUAAGUCAUCAGCCGAGGUUCAGUCCAUCCUUUCACCAUUCCUCUCCGUUCUCACCAAUUUAAGUAUUCCAUACGCUGUUUCCUAUUCGGAAUUCAGCGGAUACUAUGACCACUACAACAAGUACAUGGGUCCUUUGCCUUACGGAAACCUAGACGUUGGCACUUAUAAUUAUGGCGGUCGUCUAAUCCCUCGCGCUGUGCUUGAAUCCGAACCUGCCACUGCUACAUUGAGUGCAACUUUGCGCAACCUGACCGAAAAUAGUGUUCUCGUCGUCGGUGUUGGUCUCGAUGUGUCCAAGGAACAACCCAACGCCAUAUUUCCUGAGUGGCGCAAGGCUUCUGUCACCAUGCAAUUUGGGACUCCCUGGAACGAAACCGCUCCUUGGUCCCAGAUGAUCGCAGACCAGCUUCGCAUAACUAAUGAAUUUGUGCCCCAGCUUGAGGCCGCAACUCCUGGUGGUGGUACUUACGAGAACGAGGCUGAUUUCCGUCAACCCAACUGGCAAGAAACAUUUUUUGGCUCUAAUUACGAGCGUCUAAAGGAGAUCAAAAACAAAUGGGACCCCGAAUCGUUUUUCUAUGUCCUUAAAGGUGUGGGGAGCGAAGUUUGGCAUGUCUCUGAGUCAGGCCGGAUGUGCAAAUCCGAUAAUUAA